AUGGCCCCCCAGCUCGACAGCUUCUUCAAGCAGGUUGACACCCUCGCCGACAGCUUCAUCGACCGCCUACGCAAGGCCGUCGCCAUACCCUCCGUCUCCGCCGACGAAGAGCGGAGGCCAGAUGUCGUCCGAAUGGGCGAAUUCCUCGCCUCCGAACUCAAAGCCCUAGGCGCCUCCGUCGAGCUCCGCCCCCUCGGCCCGCAACCACACAAAGAGCACCUCGAGCUCCCCCCCGUCGUGAUAGCCCGGUACGGCGACUCGCCCUCCAAGCGCACCAUCCUCGUCUACGGCCACUACGACGUGCAGCCCGCGCUCCUCGAGGACGGCUGGGCCACCGAACCCUUCAAGCUGACGGUGGACGACAAGGGCCGCAUGUACGGCCGCGGCAGCACCGACGACAAGGGCCCCGUGCUCGGCUGGCUCAACGCCAUCGAGGCGCACCAGAAGGCCCGGGUCGAGCUGCCGGUCAACCUGCUCAUGUGCUUCGAGGGGAUGGAGGAGUACGGGUCCGAGGGCUUGGACGACUUCAUCGAGCGCGAGGCGCGCAAGGGCGGGUUCUUUGAGGCGGCGGAUGCGGUCUGCAUCAGCGAUAAUUACUGGCUGGGCACUGAGAAGCCGUGUCUGACGUACGGGCUGCGCGGGUGCAAUUACUACAGCAUCGAGAUCCGGGGACCCGCGCAGGACCUGCAUAGCGGCGUUUUUGGCGGCACGGCGCAUGAGCCGAUGACGGAUCUCGUGCGGGUGAUGGCCAGUCUUGUGGAGCCAGACGGGACGAUCCUGAUUGAGGGUAUCAAGGAGAUGGUAGCGCCGCUGACGGAGCAGGAGAAGGCGCUGUACGGCGACAUCGCGUUCACGAUGGACAACCUGUACGAGUCACUGGGCAGCACGACAGGAAUCUACGACGACAAGGAGAAGACGCUCAUGGGGCGGUGGCGAUACCCGUCGCUCUCGCUGCACGGCAUCGAAGGCGCCUUCUCCGCCCCCGGCGCAAAGACCGUCAUCCCCGCCAAAGUGACGGGCAAGUUCAGCAUCCGCACCGUGCCAGACAUGGACCCCAAAGCCGUCGACGAGGCAGUCUUCAAGCACAUCGACAAGGUCUUCGCGUCCCUCAAGUCCAAGAACACGUGCAAGGCGUCGCUGCAGCACGCGGGGAAGUGGUGGGUUGCGUCGCCCAGCCACUGGAACUUCACGGCUGCCGGCAAGGCGGUCGAGCAUGUCUGGGGCGUCAAGCCGGACCUGACGAGGGAGGGCGGCAGCAUCCCGGUUACGUUGACCUUCGAGCAGGCCACGGGGAAGAAUGUGCUGCUGUUGCCCAUGGGGAGCAGCACGGAUGCGGCGCAUAGCGUUAAUGAGAAGUUGGAUCGGAAAAACUAUGUUGAGGGGAUUAAGCUGCUGGGGGCGUAUUUGCACUAUGUGGCCGAGGAGCCGAUGAAGGGGUAG
Messenger RNA from Coniosporium apollinis CBS 100218, 1440 nucleotides. Its product is annotated as cytosolic nonspecific dipeptidase. Gene Ontology annotation, biological process: proteolysis. Bases 1 to 1440 code for a protein of 479 amino acids. NCBI's taxonomy places the organism in Eukaryota, Fungi, Ascomycota, Dothideomycetes. Gene Ontology annotation, molecular function: metallodipeptidase activity. The record is from RefSeq and is a predicted model, not a curated record. The transcript has 2 exons.